Molecule: messenger RNA, 645 nt
Organism: Bipolaris zeicola 26-R-13
Lineage: Eukaryota; Fungi; Ascomycota; Dothideomycetes; Pleosporales; Pleosporaceae
Exons: 1
Coding region: 1-645 (214 amino acids)
Source: RefSeq, a predicted model, not a curated record
AUGCACUACAUAUUCCACCAAUUGUAUACAUACGAACCCCAUCCCUCUUCCCUUUUCAUUAACAUGCCCCGUACGCUAAAACCCAAGCCAACAGUGCCUUCGGAAGACUCUUCGCUCGUCGCGCCACAAACACCCAGCUCGACCAUAAAUCGGAGAGACCCAGCCCCAAGGUCAGGACCCAUAUCCAAGACAUUUAAUCUCCUCCCCCGCAACCCACGUACCAUACGCAAGCUCUACAAGAUCAAAGCCCCUCGUAGAAUACCUUCAUCGUCAACUAAGAAGAAGUCAAAGUUUUCAAGUACUGAGGGUACUGAGGGUACUGGGGAUACUGGGGGUACUGCGGCGGAGACUUACACGUUAGAGCCCUCGCAACAGGAAAGUGUAAGUGCUUCACCAUGGUCCACCCAUUACUCCGCCAUAAGUGAGCUAACCACCACGGAGUCUGAGGCCAAUAGUAAUACCGAGACGGUGGACGAGGAUGCUGAAAAACUGUGGUCAGCACAUAUUAUGGGAGAGCAUGUUGGGAGGGAUCGAUAUGAGUUGGUGAGUAAACGGUAUCUUGAUGCUGGGUUGCCACCACCGUGGAAGCGGUGCCCAUGGUGUGAGGAAACUAUUGAAUGGCUGUUGGGGAAGGGGGUUAUUUGA